AUCGCCAAGAUCACGAUGGAAUUCUGGCUGGCUUUUGGCCUGCCUCUGCACACAGCAAAGUCGCGUUAGCAGCAGAAGUUUAUUGAUUUGCCACAGAGCUAACCGGAGAAGUUGUCGUCUCGUUGUCGACUCAGGAAAGGAAGAAAACGAUCGCCUACUACGGUCUGUGGCAGCCGAAAUCAGUGUACAGAGCAGGAAAAAAACGGGAACUGUAGUGAUUUUUUUUGUUUGUUCUAUCGCGAAAAAAUAAACCACCAGGUCACAGUGAGUAUCGACCAGCAGAAUUCCCAAUCCACCUCCGGGAGUGGACGCAAACAACAGAGGCGGUGGUGGCAUUGGACGUGACGUGAAGGUUUCGUAGUGGAGAAAAUCUCGGGGCGGAUACCUACUGGGACGGUAGUUUUUAGAGUUUUUCGAAAUCGGAAUACAAAGGUGGUCAACCAGCUCUACUGGAGAGGUCAGCUGGAUUUUUUUUACUCACACAUCCCCUCGAAACAGAAGAAAAUUUAUACGUGAUUAGCUCAGUCAUCCGAUUCCAAUUACGGCUGAAGAAAAUUUUUGCUGGCUCUAGGGGGCUACUGGAAGCAGCAGAAAAAGUGCAUGAGCAGUGCGAUUCCGUGCCAAAAAUUGGGUUUGAUAGAAGAGAAUGUGCAUGUUUUACGGGCUGUUGCGACAAAUUAGACGGGAAACGAAAAAAUCGAUCCUUUCUAUUGAUGGAAGUUCUGAAAUGUCCAAUUAGAAUGUGAAAAUUUUGCAAACUUCAAUGUGUUGUGUUCUUAAUCAAAAUAUUUCCCUCUAGAAGGAAGAGUUUUUCCUCUUCGUCGGUGGUGCAAGCAGCGAUAUUAAAUUCAACAGAAAAAAAUCCAAUAAAAAAGUAAUGCAUGAGUUUUGCGUGGUGGUGAGAAGAAAGUGUGAAAGAAAGCAGCACUAGCGAAAAAAAAGUUUAGUUUCACUUCCCUUCGAUGGGAAAAGGUAAAGCAAAGCAGAAGAAGAAAUACGAAGCAAAAAAUACCAAAUAGUGGAAUCGAUACUGUUCGGGGCGGUGGAACGGCGGCAGCAUAAUCGCUUGACUGACUCACCGACCGACCGACUGACUCCGACACAGACGCCGAGCAUUGGUUCUUCCGGAACCGUCAUCACCGCUUACUAUCAUCCAUCGUUCCUCGGGGGCUGUGCGAGAAUAGGCGACACGGCAGUAUGGCCUCCGGCGAUACGGCAGCAAUUGACACGAUUGAUGUGGAGUCGGCACUGUCCACCAAGAACUCGGAAUAUACGACCAGCAGUAGUAACUACAACAAGGACCAGCUGCUGCUGCAGGAGCAGGAUGAAUAUGGAAAAUUCAUCAAGGAUACCCCCGGGAAACAAGUGCUCUCCGAUGGCAUGUCGGCGGACCAGGCCCUGGCCUCCCGGCCGCACAGGCCCAAGUCGGACAAGGAACGCAAGAUUGGCCAUCGGCGGGUGGGCGAGGGCGGCGAAAUUACCUACAAGAAAAUUCAAACCACCCAGAUUAUGGGCUCGAUCCAGCUGGGCAUUCAGCACACAGUGGGCAGCCUGGCCUCGAAACCCCGCCGAGAUCUGCUGAUGAUGGACUUUUGGGAGCUGGAGACGAUAUCGUUUCCCCCGGAGGGCUCCAGCAUGACCCCGGCGCACCACUUUAGUGAGUUUAAGUUCAAAAUCUACGCUCCGAUAGCUUUUAGGUACUUUCGGGAUCUGUUCGGCAUCCAGCCGGAUGAUUUCAUGAUGUCAAUGUGUUCAGCCCCACUGCGGGAACUCUCGAAUCCGGGUGCGUCCGGGUCGAUAUUCUAUUUAACCGAUGACGAUGAGUUCAUCAUCAAGACUGUGCAGCAUAAGGAGGGUGAAUUUCUGCAAAAACUGUUACCAGGAUAUUACAUGAAUCUAAAUCAAAACCCCCGCACGUUGUUGCCGAAAUUUUUCGGCCUGUACUGCUACCAGUGCAAUAGUAAAAACGUUCGACUAGUGGCCAUGAACAACUUGCUGCCGUCAUACGUGAAGAUGCAUUUGAAAUAUGAUCUGAAAGGGUCAACCUACAAACGAAAGGCCAACAAAGCGGAACGUCUGAAACCGUCGCCCACCUACAAGGAUCUGGACUUCAUGGAGCACCACCCGAACGGUAUCUUCCUGGAGGCAGACACGUGCAAUGCGCUGAUCAAAACCAUCCAGCGGGACUGUCGGGUGCUGGAAUCGUUCAAAAUCAUGGACUACUCGCUGCUGGUCGGGGUGCACAAUCUGGACCAGGCCCUGAAGGAGAAACAGGAAGCGGCCGCCAAGGCCAAAUCCGAAGGGGAAUCCGACUACGAGGACGCACCGGAAGCCGACCAGUACAUGGUACAGGAACGGGAAGAACAACGAACGACGGCCCUCAAUCGAAGCAGAUCGAUCAAUCGACAACGGCUCGUAGCGCAUUCGACUGCAAUGGAGAGUAUUCAGGCCGAAAGUGAACCGAUCGACGAGGAGGAUGAUGUACCACCGGGUGGUAUUCCAGCGCGCAGCGAAAAGGGUGAGCGACUCCUACUGUUCAUCGGUAUCAUCGACAUCCUGCAGUCCUAUAGGUUAAGGAAAAAACUCGAACACACGUGGAAAAGUAUUAUUCACGAUGGUGAUACCGUAUCGGUACACCGGCCUUCCUUUUAUGCACAACGCUUUCAGGACUUUAUGGCGAAGACCGUCUUCAAGAAAAUUCCAUCCCUGGAUCUUCCCGAGAUCAAAGGCAAUCAUAGAAAAUUUCGCACCUUGGUCACCAGUUACAUAGCGCUUAAGCAUUCGCCGUCGAAGAGAAAAAGCCUCUCGAAAGCAGCACAGAGAGCUAGAAAUGAUGAAACUGAUAGUCAACCCGUAGCAGGAAGCUCUCAUCAGCAUCACCACCAUAAUCAGCAACAGCAACAGCAGCAGCAGCGAGAUCACAAGCAACAGCAACAGCAGCAGCAGCAGCCGCAACAACAAGGCCACCAGCAGUUCCACCCCACACAGACGCAUUUCAACCAGCACACCACUGGAACGCCAAAGUCUGUGGACACAGAUACGGCGUCCAGUGUGUACUCGGCAACCUCGACAACGCCCAGUGGCGGCGGUCAGACCGGAACCAAAUCGGGUACGGUGAAGAUGAGCUCCGUAACGCCAACGAUGCCACCGCUGAAGAAGAAAACCACCAUUGUGAAAACUAGCGUUCCGCCACCGGUGCCGCCACGCGGGUCACCCAAGAUGAGUAAAGCGGGCAUGAAGGGUGGUGGUGGCGGCGGAGGACCAGGAGCGACCGGUUCCCUACCGAGCCAGUCCAGUAGUGGGCACCGGGGACGGUCCAGUGCAGGCACAUCUCCUUCCUGUUCUUCCACCCCUCCUCCCGCUUUCGACGAUAUCUCCGAGCACGGUAGCAGUAGUCAUCGGCACUCGUCGGACGAUAACAAAACGGGCAGCAGCGGCGGUGGUGGCGGCAGCGGUGGGGUCACCAGUGGCCUCAGCCGGAGCAGCGGGGGAAUCGGCGACGGUGGCAGCACCGGAGGCACCGUGGACCGGCGGAGUGCUUCGUGCCGGAGUGAUAACUACAAGGAAGACUCGAUAAGUAUAUCAGAAAUAAGAUUAGAAAGUCAUUUAGCAGUCGAAUCGUCAUCCAAUAGCAAUUACGGAUCUAGAGGUGCAUUAGCGUGGACACCACCGGCCUCGGUCGAAGGAUCCACCCCGACCUGGACCGAGGGAACACCUAGCUUUACGGAGUCGAGCUCCAGCGGUGAUAUAGGAACAUUCUCAGGCCAUUCGUCUCCACUGCAUACCACCCUCUCGGAUCGGGACCGCCACAAGCCAACGGUCGAGAAGGCGCUCAAUUCGCUCACGUCCGAAAUGCUGGAAGCCAUGGAAGAUUGUUUCAAAAGAAUCAGUAGUGUGAACAAUUCCGACGAACGCGCCGGACAUCAACAGGGGGAACGAUGUGACUCGGAUUGAAAGUUGUGGGAAAUUUGCGCCGAUUUAAAUAGUUUGUUUCAUUUCUUUCACGCAACUAGUUUCGUGCUUGUGAGCCAGACAAUCAAUUGACUUUGUGGUUAUGUUAGGGAUGAUAACGAGGAUGACGUGCGUUCCAAUAUACAAAAGUAUGCAGUAAAAUCAAAUUCUGUGGAUGUUUAAUGGAACCAAACAAUAAACGGCAUUUACACGAAUUAUUAACCUAGGAGAUGUGUCAAAACCAUUUAAUAGAGGCAGGCUUUGUAAUAACAUGAUUUGAAUAAAUAAGAGGUCUGUAAAUAUGUGUUAAACGACUAGAAGUGCGAUUUAUUAAGUUCCUUGUCAGACAUCCAAGGGCCGCUUGUAACAUACAUGUAUUUUAUUGCAUUAAAAAAUGUGCUCUUUUAAAACACUGUAAUACCAAUAUUAUUACUUGAGUUAGAAUAAUAUUAAAUUUUAUUUUGUUUUUGUUAUUUUUGUUUGCAUUUGGGCACACAUUUUUACGAAUAAAAUGUACUAUUUUGAUUCAAUUACCGAACAUGAUAGUCUUAUCAAAUUUUUGAUCUUAUGAUGUUCUCAGUAUGUGUUUUUCUAAUUUGAAUUUCAUGAAAAAUUUGGAACGAUUUCCCGGGAAAAUUCAAAAGAAAAGUUUGAGUGUUAUUUUUUUAAAUUGAGAAAAAAUGGAUGAUCGUUUCAUGAUUUAAAAGGCACCUAUUAUGUAUUUCAAUAGUACGGUUUUCUGAGUAGAAAUCUUCUAGUUUAUGUGUUGUUGUGUGUACGUUAUUCAAAGUCAAGCUGUGGUGGGAGCCGUCUUGGCGUCAGCGGAAAUAGUCAGACGGUAAACGAUACACAAUAACAGAAAAUAUGCGGACAACCUUCCAAAAAGGACCUCUAAUUUAUUCAAAUUUAAAAGGUGUUUUAAAAGAUGUUCAAAGUAUUUCUAUAAAUUUGAUUGGAAAAUUUUCAUCGACGCAAGCCAUUCUUUAUUUGUUAAUCAUCAUUCGAAGCUAGAAUGUAAAAGUAAAAGAAUGAGUGAAUGUACAAGAAAUAUAUAUAACAAACAAUAAUAAUAAGAAGAAACAAAAGGUGUAAUACGCUAUGCAGUAUAAUAGAUAUGUGAAAUAUUUACAAGAUGAAAAAUCGAUACAAUAAUAAGAUAGUUAUUAAAAAUUAAAGGGGAGAAAUCGAAUUAAAUUACAAAUGUUCUCAGUUGUUCAGUUAUUUGGAUUUUAUUUACCGGAGAAUAGAAAAUACGUUUAUUUUGUUUGCAAUUAUUUCCAUUUGAACUUUUUUGCGUUUUUUGGGCGCCAAUAUGUCUUCGUUGUGUUUGCCGAAAACUCAUUUAUUUCCCGAUUGAACAAAAAACAUACACACACAUUCGGAUAGAUAGUUAGGCGUACUCGAAACAAAUUGACAACUUCAUCGCGGAGAACCCGAACAACAGAAUGUUUGGAAUAAUAAUAGUCUGAAACACAAUCAGACGCAAUAAUUGUUAUUAUAUCCAUCUCAAUGUUUACUCGAAAGUUCUUUGUUUGUAACACUUUCUGGCACCCUCACACAUCGCGAAGCAAUAUUGUAAAACAAACACUAACUUAUGUAUGUAUAUUACUCCAUUUAGCAAACUCUUUGCGUUUUUUGGUUAUAAGAUGCUUCUUUCUGUUUUCGGUGUUCGCUUGAUAAAGACGGUAAAGGGUGACGAUAGCCUAUGGAACUAACUAGAAUGUAAUCAAAAUAAAACGAAAUUACUUACAAAAAGCCAAAAGCGAAUUCGUCGAAAACAAAGAAUCUAUCCAACAAAUAUCAUACAUCUCAAUGUAUCUCGUGGUUGUAAGACUACUAAAUAAAUGAAAGAGAAAAGACAUCAUAAAACGCUGGUUUAGACUGAUUGUGAUUCCAUUUCUUUUCUCUCACUCUGACCACCCUGCUUUCCUUACAGUGACUAUAAUAAUAGUGUCGUCAAGUGUCAGAAUUGGAACAGAAUCGUCUGUCAGUUCCAUACAAAUGCGCGUUCCAAACGAGCAGGAGACCUGUCAAACGUGGCACAUGACGUUACUCUUCUUAUAGGACUCUAGCUUUCCUAUGUUUUGUUUCUGUUGAUUUUCGUUUAUCAAAUAGAAUUUAUUUUUCAGGU
Armigeres subalbatus is the source of this 6082-nucleotide messenger RNA. It is a transcript of the gene PIP5K59B, whose product is annotated as phosphatidylinositol 4-phosphate 5-kinase type-1 gamma. Gene Ontology annotation, biological process: phosphatidylinositol phosphate biosynthetic process. Gene Ontology annotation, molecular function: 1-phosphatidylinositol-4-phosphate 5-kinase activity. Gene Ontology annotation, cellular component: plasma membrane. The transcript is spliced from 17 exons. Lineage: Eukaryota; Metazoa; Arthropoda; Insecta; Diptera; Culicidae. The record is from RefSeq and is a predicted model, not a curated record. The coding region runs from base 1198 to 3954 and encodes 918 amino acids.